Molecule: messenger RNA, 275 nt
Organism: Dentiscutata heterogama
Lineage: Eukaryota; Fungi; Glomeromycota; Glomeromycetes; Diversisporales; Gigasporaceae
Source: the annotation of a GenBank genome assembly
GUUUUUCCGAUAAUUUGACGGAAAUUGAUGAAACAAAGAUGGAAACAAAGAUGAAAUCACGAGAAGCUACUGAAAAUUAUUUAAGGAAACAGUUCGGAGAAAUAUAUAGUAAAGACGAUUCUAAAGAUGAAAUUAUUAUUAAAACGGAUGAUCGUAUCGCAGAAGUCAAUCUUAGCACUCUAGAAGUCAAAACUGAUGACGAUAUAUUAAGAAACCGAAUAACGCAAUAUUACGCGCGUUACCAAACUUCUUCAUCCUUUAGAAUUUUGUCCUGA